CUCCCCUGCCUUUUUUUUGUUUGUUUUUAUUUUCAUCUUCCACAAAUACAGUAAAAAGAACCUGUUUUCUUUAGAAGUGCCUUGUGUUUGACAAAGAUGGAUCAAGAGCACUGGAGGAAACCUGUCAGUGGCCUUUUUUCUUCUUUCUGGCUUUUUUUCCCUUUCCUCAAAGCUAAGGUGUGUCAGUGUGUUGCAUUGAUGCUGAAGAGGCAUCAACAGCUAUGAGACUGUAACCUCCCUGAGAAAAGUACUGGCCGUGUCUACAAAACGAGAUCAUGAGACUCUGAAGCAGAGUUUAGCUGAUGUUGGGCAGGUCACUUGCUCACCGUAGCUCCGAUUGCAGUGUUCCCGAAUCCCAAACCAUGAACCAUUCCAGAUGGACUGAAUGGAGGACUCUGAACAUGAGCAGUAGCAUUGUGAAUGUGUCUGAGCAUCUCUCUUGUCCGCUAGGAUUUGGCCACUACAAUGCAGUCGACAUCUGCAUCCUUGAGACAGUCGUCAUUGUUUUGCUAACAUUUUUAAUUAUUGCUGGUAAUUUAACUGUAAUAUUUGUCUUUCACUGUGCUCCGCUCUUACAUCAUUAUACCACCAGCUAUUUUAUUCAGACCAUGGCCUAUGCUGAUCUUUUUGUUGGAGUUAGCUGCCUGGUUCCUACAUUAUCAUUGCUUCACUACUCUACAGGUGUCCAUGAGUCCUUGACUUGUCAGGUUUUUGGAUAUAUCAUCUCUGUGCUGAAGAGUGUCUCCAUGGCAUGUCUUGCUUGCAUCAGUGUUGACCGCUAUCUUGCUAUUACAAAACCUCUCUCCUAUAAUCAACUGGUCACGCCUUGUCGCUUGAGAAUCUGUAUCAUUUUGAUCUGGAUAUACUCUUGUCUGAUCUUCUUGCCUUCCUUUUUUGGUUGGGGGAAACCUGGUUACCAUGGUGAUAUUUUUGAAUGGUGUGCUAUCUCCUGGCUCACCAAUGCUUAUUUUACUGGCUUUAUUGUGUGCUUACUAUAUGCUCCAGCUGCUUUGGUAAUCUGCUUCACAUAUUUCCACAUCUUCAAAAUUUGCCGGCAGCACACCAAAGAGAUAAAUGACCGGAGAGCUCGUUUUCCUAGCCAUGAAGUGGAUGCUGCUGGAGAGACUGGGCACAGCCCUGACCGCCGCUAUGCCAUGGUUUUAUUUCGGAUAACCAGUGUGUUUUACAUGCUUUGGCUCCCCUAUAUCAUAUACUUUCUGCUGGAGAGCUCUAGGGUGCUGGAUAAUCCAGCACUUUCCUUCUUAACAACAUGGCUUGCUAUAAGCAAUAGUUUCUGCAACUGUGUGAUAUAUAGCCUCUCCAACAGUGUUUUCAGGCUGGGACUCCGGAGACUGUCAGAGACAAUAUGUUCAUCUUGUAUGUGUUUAAAAGACAAGGAUGUACGGGACCCCAAACCUAGAAAACGGGCUAAUUCCUGCUCCAUUUAAAGAAAACUGGGACAACUAAUGAAAUGCAAUCUGACAUUGGGUUUGGAUAGCAUUUGAUACAUCUGGAAAUUUGCCACAACAGAAAUAUUUACUUGAAUAGUUCCUAUGACAUGAGAUGUGGGUUUGGAAGUAAUUCGGAAUAAAGGAAAAGGUUGCUAUUAAAGGGCACUGAAAGGGUACACAAAUUAUUAUGAAUAUGGGUCUUGUGAAAUUGUGUGGUGGUAUGACAGAAAUUUAACAGAAGAUGAAAGAAAUCAAUAUCUCAUAUCUUCUGCAGGGCAUGAUAUAACAGGCACUUCAAAGCAGGCCCCCCUUAGGAUAAAUUAGUGACUUAUUAAAUUUUUUUCCUUGUAGAGAAAUAGUCAUAUAUUAUAUAUGUGGCAGGAUAUACAGUAGUCUCUUGCAUUAAAAUAAACUUUUUUAAACACAGUGGGUGGCUCUCCAUAAAUGAUAUCAACAGAGGAUGCAUAAUAAAUGUUGCAAUUUAACAAUCAGCUGCACAUAGUCUGUGCUUGUGUCUUGUACUAUUUUCAAUUGUAGAAAUAUCCGCUAAACCCUUUCCCUCCCCCCCAAAACCUCAUACAAAUUAAAGAAACGGAUGGGUACACUUUUUGGAUAAAGUUAAAGUUUUAUUUUUUGCAUUUCUGGUGCAGCUUCCACAAAGCCUGCUUCCCUCCCCCCCCAUUUCCAUUUUUUUCAUGCCCUGCACCCUGGGUUCCAUUAUUCAGAAGUUAUUUAGUUAAUGAAGGAGCCUGUCAGAUAAACAUAAUUUCAAAUAACUUCUUCCUUCAGAAAAUUCUGGCUAUUUUUACUAGCUUGAUGAUUGCAUUCACCAUAUUCUAAUAACUUUUACAAACUUUGUUCUCUGUAUCCUGCUGAAUUAGCACACAGUAUUGAUGUGGUGUCCUUUAGGAUGUACUAAAGCUUUUCCUUUAACAGUUACACAAAUAAUCCUAAUGCAAAUAUGAUAACCACACACAGCAGUGUAACAUCACUGCUCAGUGAAUUAAAAAAAUUUUUAAAUGGAAAAUAACUUUUCUGUGGGGUCUGAAUAGCUUACUGUUGUAGCUGCCAAUCCUUUGUGUGAACCUAGCUUGCACAUAUUGUAUUUUUUUAAAAAAGAAAAUGUAAAGUAUGUGGUCUGUGCCUAAUGUUUCAUAGCAUAUGGAGUAGGUCAAUUUUAAGUCUACAGGAUUUAAAAAAAGAAUUACUUGCUCUAAGAGAAAUACUUUUGUGCAGUUAUUAAAUAGAUACUUAUUAGAGGAGGAGGUGGAGAGACAAUUUAGUAUAAAAUACAGAUAAGAGCCUCCGUAUUGCCUUUUGUAUUGCCUUUCAGGUUCACCGCUUAAAUAAAAUACUUUGCAAGGGCACUACAUGUGUAAUAAAUUGCCUGGGGUUCAGAUAUAGUAUGGCAGGUAGUGAAAUAUUUUAAAUAUUAUUUUUGACCCAAGGUGCCAUUUUGGCAGAUGGUGGUUUGUGUCCUUUUUUUAAAAAAAGGCCUAACUAUUGCUCCUCUUAACAGCUGCGCUAUAGUUCCUUAUUUUACCAAAAUGCAUAUAAUGAAGUUGUGCCUAUGACUUUUCAUAAUGGAAGUCAACCCUCUUUGCACACCAAUGGUUUGACUACAGUAGUCCCUUUAAAAAUAAAAAUGUACGCAUUGUUUUAUUGAGGUGGUUCUGAACCCCUGUACAUUUUUAAAACUGUAAGAAAAGUAAGAAAAAAUAAAAAGAAUAAAGUAGUAUUAUGUAUAUCAAAACCAGACUUGGCUUUAGUUCCCUGAUGUUAUUCUCUGUUCUCUGAAAGUCCAAAUGGGUGACAACUAAGGAAUUAGAAUAAAAAAAAAAAAAAAAAAAAAAAAAACUUUAAUUAUUAUUAUAAUUAUUUUUGUUGCUUUCCCUACAUCAUAUGUCUGUCAUUGUUUCUAAUAUUGUGUUGGUGAGGAAGGUUUAAGUGCCACUUGGAACUUUCCUCUAGUCUAGCUAAGCUUAUUUGGGGUUGAUAAUUACCCCAGAUUAAUACUCCAGAUAUAAUUUGAGAGGAAUUCCUUGGUACCUUUGUCUUUACCUCGUAUAUCUCAUAGUUGUUUAGACAGAUAUUCCUAUUCCUUCCCUUCUGAAGACAAUGGGUGAAAUUUUUGAAAGUGCUUAAAGUGGUUUGGUUCUAUUUUUAAAAGAGUUUUAGGCAUUUUGGUGCCUUCGUCUCAAUGAAAGAGAGUGAGAUUUAGGCUCCUAAGAGUUCA
Messenger RNA from Trachemys scripta elegans, 3687 nucleotides. It is a transcript of the gene GPR52, whose product is annotated as G protein-coupled receptor 52. Bases 303 to 1448 code for a protein of 381 amino acids. The record is from RefSeq and is a predicted model, not a curated record. Gene Ontology annotation, molecular function: G protein-coupled receptor activity. The transcript has a single exon. Gene Ontology annotation, biological process: G protein-coupled receptor signaling pathway. Gene Ontology annotation, cellular component: membrane. NCBI's taxonomy places the organism in Eukaryota, Metazoa, Chordata, Testudines, Emydidae.